UGAACGGACAGCGCUUGUUGGUUGUUGGUCUCUCGCACACACAGAGUAGGCCCAAAGGAGUUUGGCUUUUCCGAGGGAGUUUGGCACAUGUUUUGGUUCCGCUGCAGCUUCAGCUUCUUUUUCACUCCGCUUCCAUCAGAAUUGUAUCUUUGUAUCUCCGUUUGUUCGGGCCAGUGUGUGUGGGCCAAAAAACUACCGCCCAAUUUUAGUGCCAAGUGACCAGAAAUUUAUACAGCACACCCCCAAAAAUUUAUCAUCCGGGGGACAGGACAAUCACAAAAGUCAACAACGGAAAGUGCAAAAAACUUAGAUUAGUCAUAGAUCAGUUACAAAAAAAAGGACAGCAACUUACGAAUUUCCCCGUGUGUGACAUACAAGUAUUAUAAAAAGAAAUAAAUAAAAACAACAACAGGUGUUUCAGCUUUAACAAUUGUCAAUGCCAAAGAACCCCUAAAUAAUUAAGCCUAGCAGCAGUAAUUAGUAGUUGUCCAUAAUUGAUAAGCAGAAACUUUCAUUUAGUGCGUGUCAAUUUGAAUAUUAUUUGUAUCUGUGUUUUGCGUGUACGAGUGUGCGUGUGUGUGUGUGUGAGUGCGUAGGGGUGUGUGUAUGUGUGUGAUUGCUGUGCUAGGCGCACGUGCAACGAAAGAUGGUCGAGGAGUUCCUGCAGAAGUUGCCAGAAAUCGACACACGCUACGAGGAUAUUGUGCCCAUGGAACAAGUGAGCUCGAUGGUAUCCAACGGCGGUGGCAGUGUGGCCAUGCAGCGCGACGAUGAGUACAGGAAUCGGAUCAUGAAAAGUAAGUGUGUCAGCGCCAAGAUAUCGGACCGCACCGACAGCCUGUGGCAAGCGACUGCCACCAGCAUGCAACAGCCACCUCCGCGGCACGGUCGACCUGCACCCCCGCACCAGCACAGUCAGUACCAGCACCAGCACCACAACCAGUGGCCACUGCACCACCAGAACCACCAGCAGGCACCGCGCACCACCGGCAGGCACACGAUGCUGGGCAGCAACCACAGUAGCCAGCGGGAGGCCAGUGUGUCGCCCCGCCGCGUGGCCCUCGACACCACCGCCUCGGGAUCCACCAGCGGAUUCGGGUUCGAUCGGGCGGACGAGGAAAUCAGCGAUAAGGCAUCAACAUGCGGAAAAUUGCUAAUAUUUCUCUCCGUGGCUCUUGUGAUAAUGACGUUACCCUUCAGUCUCUUCGUCUGCUUCAAGGUGGUGCAGGAGUACGAGCGCGCGGUUAUCUUCCGUUUGGGUCGCCUCAUGCAGGGCGGUGCCAAGGGCCCAGGUAUCUUCUUCAUCCUGCCCUGCAUCGACUCCUAUGCCCGCGUGGACUUGCGUACCCGCACUUACGAUGUGCCACCGCAGGAGGUUCUCACAAAGGAUAGCGUUACGGUUUCGGUGGAUGCAGUGGUUUACUAUCGGGUAUCAAAUGCAACGGUCUCUAUCGCGAACGUGGAGAAUGCUCACCAUUCGACCAGGCUACUGGCACAGACUACUCUACGAAACACAAUGGGAACUCGGCAUUUGCAUGAGAUACUCAGCGAGCGUAUGACGAUUUCCGGCACGAUGCAGGUUCAACUCGACGAAGCCACCGAUGCCUGGGGCAUCAAAGUUGAACGUGUUGAAAUCAAGGACGUGCGCCUGCCCGUGCAACUGCAACGUGCCAUGGCCGCCGAGGCAGAAGCCGCCCGAGAAGCCCGCGCCAAAGUCAUUGCCGCCGAAGGAGAACAGAAGGCGUCGAGGGCACUUCGCGAGGCGUCCGAGGUGAUUGGCGAUUCGCCGGCAGCCCUCCAGCUGCGUUACCUACAGACACUCAACACCAUAUCCGCGGAGAAGAACUCGACAAUUGUUUUCCCGCUGCCCAUCGAUUUAAUAACGUAUUUCCUGAAGACCAACGAGGCCUCAACGCAGAAGAAUGCUCGUGCGGCUGCGGCAGCAAUUGGCAAUACACCGCCGCCGUUGCAACUGGCACCGCAGCAGCAGCCAUUCCAACAGCAGCAGCCACAGCAAUUCCUGCAGGAUCCACAGCAGUCGCAGCAGCAAUACCAGCAGCAGCCGCAGCAGCAACUGCAACAGCAGCAGCAACAGCAGCCGCAACAACAACAGCAACUGCAGCAGCAACAAGCGCCUCAGCAACAACAAGAUCAACAUUAUCAACAGGGGCAGCAGAUCUCAUCAGCCAUGUAAAUCAGCUUAAGAUCAUUGAAGGUUCGGCUUUGUCGACUCCAAAAUGCCCUGCACAAAAGAAAACAGGAAAUGCUGGGGAUAAGCUUGAAGAUUGCACAUAAAGAUACCUCAGAGAUAUAAUAACAUCGAGGUCUUUUAAUAAUAAAAACUUAUCCGAAUAUCGAUUGAAAAAAAAGCUUAAAUCUCAACACGGGUGUGUUUCUUCAGUCGGCAAUAUUCCAUUUCAUAUUCUAGAACUAGGUAACUCUGACCACCUUAAAAAUAUGUUUCUCAAAUCCCCUCCCCCCUCCCCCCGAGAUGCAUGUUUUUGAGUUGCCAACUUUUAGAAAAUGAUCGCAAGAUAAGUAUUUAAUAUUAGGAGAAACAAAUGUAUUUUUUCUGUGGUUGAUAAAAAAGCAACCUUUAAGCAACACCCCUAAAAACAAUAUAAAGUCGAUUAUUUGUGCAGAGCAUUAUCAAAUACAAAAAACAAAAACAAACGGAAACAACGAUUCAAGAGAAUCAAAAACUUAGUUCAUAACACCGAUAAGUGCGAUUCGAAUGCGUUAGCCGGCAGCAGAUCCGUCGAAAAACGGGGGAUCUGAGGUCAAAUAGUUACGAAAAUACAAACCUAGAAUAGUUUCAUACGAGGCGAAAAAUAGAGUUUAAUAUUUGUAGCUUUACGACCAGAGGAUGCAAUUCUAAAUAUUAAAUGUAGGACUUAGCGGUGCAACUCAAGAUUACAACCACACAACAUUUAGAUCAAAGUAAAAUACUUAUUGUCAGCAAGCAGAUAUUCGAAAUUCAUAAUCUGUAGGCGCUCAGGUGAAAAUUCUAAAACCAACCAGUUCUGAAAGUCUCGAAUUACGAAAUUCGAAAUGGUCAAAAAUGGUUGGUUUGGUUUUGUAUUUUCACACCACGAACUGGGGGAUCCACAGAAUUUGUUUGUUUUUUAUUAAAUAUUCUACGAAGGUCCGUUUUCUUAAAACUUGUUAAUUGUUGAAUGGUAGACAAGUAUUUGGUUACUUUUGUAACCAUUUUAACGGUUUUUAACUAUUUUAACAGUUUUUAACCAAAGUUUCAGGGGUUACAAAAUUCGAUUUUUUGCACUUUUAAAAAACUUUUAGUUUAUAACUCCCAAUUGUUAAGAAGUAUUUGGUUUUUUUAUGUUUUCUUUAAGAAGGGUCAAAAAAAUGAAUAUUCUAACCCCUGCAAUUUUGAUACAAAUAUAUUCAAUACGAAACAUCACGAUCGUAAUUUUUUCCUACAACAUUAAAUUUAUUAAGAAAACGGGCCUACGUUGAACCAAAAUAACUCAUAAAACCGUUGACGAAGGCGUUUUGUAAAUGUUUAUCAGUAAGAUGUUUGACCUGUUAGUUAUGGAUGACUUGAUAUAUUGCUGUAUACUUAGCUAUGCAAAUUAACGUAUAAGACGUGAUCAGGUUAGACCGUAUAUACUAGAGUUAAAGUUGUCCACAAACCAAUUAAAACUUUAUAGGACUUUAAUAACUCUAAAUAUGAACAGUUGUACUCAAAUGGUACAUCCCACAUUCCUACAACUAAUACAACUGUUAAUCUGUUUCAACUGGAAUAAAUCCAGGAGACUAGACGAUUUGUUUUAUAGUUGUGGGCCUAUAAAUAUGUUUAAAGAUUUGACGCGUCUUUAAAAAUUUUACUAAGCCCACAUGCACAAAGCAAAUCUACUAGUCAGCAACGUUCGUAGGUCCAAAAUACGAAUGCCAAACAAUAAAUAAGAGUAAUACGAAUUUAUUGUACAUACAAUAAAUAAAUAGGUAUAGAGAUGUUUUACCACUUGAACUACUAAUUAAAAUGAAUGUUUAGAUUGGAUAUACACCACACACAAACACAAACACAAAGGAUGAAGAAGCUCUCUCUCGAAGUGGUAUGCGACCACUUAAAUACGUCUAUAGUGUCUGUAGAUGUCGAAAAAUAAUAAAUAACUAACUGAAAUGCAUUUGAAACACAAAAACGUUUACUUUUUAGCGCACUUCAUGGAUUAAAAAAAGAGUUAUUGAAUUAAUUAUAUAUACAUAUACGAGCGAUUACAUAACGAAUUACAUAUUAUGUACAAUUUUGCCUUUGAAAAAUUUUUAAACGGAAUCGAUUUCAUUAUCCGCAUACGAUUAGAUAUAUGUGUAAAGGAACAAUAAAAUUUCUUCAACUUUUUUGGUAUCCAAAAGAGCAAAAACAAAAAGCAAA
This is a messenger RNA of Drosophila rhopaloa, 4393 nucleotides long. Its product is annotated as band 7 protein AGAP004871. Gene Ontology annotation, cellular component: plasma membrane. Lineage: Eukaryota; Metazoa; Arthropoda; Insecta; Diptera; Drosophilidae. The coding region runs from base 647 to 2194 and encodes 515 amino acids. The record is from RefSeq and is a predicted model, not a curated record. The transcript is spliced from 10 exons.